Physella acuta is the source of this 5238-nucleotide messenger RNA. RefSeq lists its product as uncharacterized. Lineage: Eukaryota; Metazoa; Mollusca; Gastropoda; Physidae. Gene Ontology annotation, cellular component: nucleus. Gene Ontology annotation, biological process: regulation of gene expression. The record is from RefSeq and is a predicted model, not a curated record. Gene Ontology annotation, molecular function: protein binding; histone methyltransferase activity.
AUGAAGCUCAUGCACAUAUGUCUUGUAGAAGAGAAUUCUGAAUUAAAGCUUGAGGAAAACAGUAGUGAAGUGGCGCUAGAUGCAUUCAUAGAAUCUAGUGACAGCGAUUUAGAAUCUAUCCCAGAAUUAAAUGCUCUACCAAUGGGUGGAGCGGAAAAGAAAACAAAGACAUCAAAUGAUCUGUGUCAGCCAGAUAAAAGUGAAGAGAAACCUAAACUAAAGGAAGUACAAGAUAAAGAGAAUCUGCCCAUCUCUCCAGUAAAAAUUGCUUUGGAGGACGAAGUAAUAGUCAUUGAAGAUGAUGAUGAAGAUGAUGUUUGUAAUCAUGGAAAUAACGAACAUAUAGAAGAUUGCACUGAACAAGAACAUAUAAGUAAAUCAGAUUCACAGGUGUACAGUGGUAACACCUAUACCAGGGACCUGGGUCUUGAGGUAGAGAGUGAUAAAGCUGCUAGCAAGAGCAGUUUGCCAGACAUUGUCAGCAACAACAUUGAUUAUUUUUCCUGCCAAUAUUGUACAGUGGCUUUUACCCAACUUUCCUAUUUGGAGAGUCAUGUCAAGUACAAACAUGGAGGCAAAUUCCUUGCUGAAAGACAUCAGGAUUUUUUCCAUACCCCUAGUGACCAUUCUUCCCAGCCAUCCAACCAGAAUCAACCAAAGUUAAUCCAGAUGAAAACAAGGCCUCACCAAUGUAAAAUGUGUAAAAAAUAUUUCAAACAGCAUCGCCAUCUAAAGGAUCAUCUAAGAAUUCACAAAGGAGAAAAGCCCCAUAAAAGUGACAAAUCUAAUAAGUCUUUUAGGUAUCACCAAAGUUUAAAUUUCCACUACUCAUUUCACAAUCAAGAAAAACUUCACAAGUGUGACAAAUGUUGUAAAAGUUUUAUGCAAUUCUACAAUUUGAAGAAACACCAAAGAAAUCACACAGGAGAAAAGCCUUACAAAUGUGACCGAUGUGGUAAAUCUUUUGCACAGUAUAAUGUUAUGAAAAGUCACACAAGAAUUCAUACUAGAGAAAAACCUUACAAAUGUUAUAUUUGUAGUAAGCGUUUUAUACAGCUAGAACAUUUUAAGUCACAUCAACUUAUUCAUAUCAGAAAAAAGCCUUAUCAGUGUGACAAAUGUAAUAAAGUUUUUACACUAAAGCAAGUUUUUAAGAGACACCAGAACAUCCAUAUGGAAAAAACUUAUCAAUGUGACAAAUGUAAGAAUCACCAGCAUAAAAUUCUUAGCGGAGAAAAGCCUUUCAAGUGUGACCAGUGUGAUAGUUUUUUUGCAGAGAAAACAGACAUGACAAAACACCACCAGAGAGUACCUGUUGUAGAAAAGUGUAACAAAACAGGUUUUACAGCAGAGAGCUCUGAACUUGAUCUUCAGGAAAAGAAAAAUAAAGAAGUGCUUGACAUAUUGUCAGUUUCUGGUGUCCCUGGUCCUGAAUGGAGCUCAGCAUUGGUAGCUGUACCAGAAGGUAUGGUAGCAGAGAAUUCUGAAUCUGAACUUCAGGAAAAGAAAAGUAAAGUGGAGCUUGACUAUUUUUCAGCAUCUUAUGAAUCUGAUCCUGAAUGGCCCCCAGUUUUAGAUGGUGGAGAGAAAAGGAAAGCAAAGAUAUCAAGUGUUCUGUGUCAGCCUGAGAAAAGUAAAGAGAAUUCUAAACUAAUGGAAGUACAAGUUAUAAAAAACCUGCAUUGUUUUUCACCAACAAAUACUCCGGAUAAGGUGACAACACACAUUGAAGAUGAUGAAUAUAUCUUUUGUGAAGAGUGCAACAUUGAUUACAUAGGAGAUUGUACUGUACAUGGUCCUCUAAAUAUCAUAUCAGAUGCACAGGUUCCAGCAGACUGCAUCAGAAGCAAGAAUGCAGAUUACUGUAGGAAAACUCUUCCCCCUGGGCUGGUCAUUAAAACAUCUGAUAUACCUGAUGCUGGACUUGGUGUUUUUGCUACAACAUUUUUUCCUGCUCGGACAAGAUUUGGACCUUAUAUUGGGAAGAAUAAGAGCAUUGAACAGUGUCAUGACUCUAAGUAUUGUUGGCAGAUCAUGAAGAAUGGAAGGCCAUCCUAUUGUGUAGAUGGUGGUGAUAGUUCUGAUUCUAACUGGAUGAGAUUUAUAAAUUGUGCACGUUUUGAGGAUGAGCAAUGUGUCACAGCAUACCAACAUCAGGGUGAAAUCUUCUACAGGGCUCACAGGGACAUCCCAGCUGGCACAGAAAUACUGGUGUAUUAUGGUGAUAGUUACGCCAGAGAACUGGGCAUUGAGGUAGAUAGGGCUAACGCUGUUAGCAAGAACAGUUUGCUAAAGAAUAUGAGCAACAAGAAUGGUCUUGUAGCAGGGAGUUCUGAAAUGGAAAUUCAGGAAAUGACAUGUAAAUCAAUGCUAGACUUUUUUUCAACUUCUGAUGAUUCUGAUCCAGACUGGACUCCAGCUUUAGAGGGUGGAGAGAAAAGGAAAGCAAGGAUAUCAAGUUUUCUGUGUCAGCUUGAGAAAAGUAAAGAGAAUUCUAAACUAAUGGAAGUACAAGAUAUAGAUAGCUUGCAGUGUUCUUCACCAACAAAUGCUCUGGAGAAGGUGGCAACACACAUUGAAGAUGAUGAAUAUCUCUUUUGUGAAGAGUGCAACAUUGAAUACAUAGGAGAUUGUACUGUACAUGGUCCUCUAAAUAUCAUUUCAGAUUCACAGGUUCCACCAGACUGCAUCAGAGGCAAGGACAAAGAUUACUGUAGGAAAACUCUUCCCCCUGGGCUGGUCAUUAAAACAUCUGAUAUACCUGAUGCUGGACUUGGUGUUUUUGCUACAACAUUUUUUCCUGCUCGGACAAGAUUUGGACCUUAUGUUGGGAAGAAUAAGAUCGUAGAACAGAUGGCACAUAAUUGUGAAUAUUGUUGGCAGAUCUCAAAGGAUGGGAAGCCGUCCCAUUGUGUAGAUGGUGGUGAUAGCUCUGAUUCUAAUUGGAUGAGAUUUAUAAAUUGUGCACGUUUUGAGGAUGAGCAAUGUGUCACAGCAUACCAACAUCAGGGUGAAAUCUUCUACAGGGCUCACAGGGACAUCCCAGCUGGCACAGAAAUACUGGUAUACUAUGGUGACAGAUAUGCCAGAGACCUGGGCAUUCAGGCAGAGAGGGCUAAUGCAGCUAGCGUGAACAGUUUGCCUAAUAUUUGUAACAACAUGAAUGUAUCAGAAUACAACUUUUGUGAACAAUGCAACUGUGAAGACAUAGAAAUUUGCACUGAACAUGGUCCUAUAAUUGUUGUGUCAGAUUCACAGGUUCCACCAGACUGUAUCAGAGGCAAGGACAAAGAUUACUGUAGGAAAACUCUUCCCCCUGGGCUGGUUAUUAAAACAUCUGAUAUACCUGAUGCUGGACUUGGUGUUUUUGCUACAACAUUUUUUCCUGCUCGGACAAGAUUUGGACCUUAUGUUGGGAAGAAUAAGAGCAUUGAACAGUUGGCACAUGACUCUAAGUAUUGUUGGCAGAUCUUCAAGGAUGGGAGUCCAUCACAUUGUAUUGAUGGUAGCGAUAGUUCUGAUUCUAAUUGGAUGAGGUUUAUAAACCUUGCACGUUUUGAGGAUGAGCAAUGUGUCACAGCAUACCAACAUCAGGGUGAAAUCUUCUACAGGGCUCACAGGGACAUCCCAGCUGGCACAGAAAUACUAGGUCUUAGUAGUUUGACCAUAGGUGGUUUCAUCAAAGAUGGUUUGACCAUAGGUGGUUUCACCACAGUUAGUUUGACCAUAGGUGGUUUCACCAAAGAUGGUUUGACCAUAGGUGGUUUCACCAUAGAUGCUUUGACCGUGUACUUUAGUGACAACUAUGCCAGAGACCUGGGCAUCCAGGUUAGCAAGAACACUUUGCGAAAUACUGAGAAAAACAAGAAUGAUUUUUUUCCCUGCCAGUAUUGUAGUCUGGCUUUUAGCCAACAUUCUUUUUUGGAUAUACAUAUAAAAUACAAGCAUGAAGAAGAAAUGAAAGCAAGGCCUCACAAAUGUGAAACAUGUAACAAAUGCUUCAAACAUCCCUGUGAUUUAAAAGAACAUGAACAAAUUCAUACAGACGAAGAGGCUCUAAAGUGUGACAAAUGUAGUCGAGGGUUCAAAUAUCUCUGCCAGCUAAAGAUGCAUUUGAAUUUUCACUCAGGAAUUGGGAUUCACAAAUGUGAUAAAUGUGGAAAGUGUUUUAAAUAUUUUUUUGAGUUAAAGAAACACCAAAGUAAACACACGAGAGAAAGGCCUCACAAGUGUGACAAAUGUAAUAAAUCAUUUGAAAAGCUGUGUCAUUUAAAAAAACAUAAAAAUGUUCACACAGAAGAAAAUACUCACAAAUGUGAAAUAUGUAAUAAAUAUCGCAAACAUAUCCAAUAUUUACCAGAUCAUAAUAAGCUUCACAGUAAACAUUUUAGAUAUUGUGGUAAAAUAGGUUAUCACCGAAAAGUUCAUAAUGGAGAAAAAUCUUACAAGUGUAAUGUAUGUAGUGAAUGUUUUACAAGUUAUAGUGCUGUUCAGAAACAUCAGAGAAUUCACAGCAAACUUCCUUACAAGUGUGACCAAUGUGAUAGAGUUUUUAGAAGGAUUGACAAUUUGAAGAGACAUCAGGAAACUCACAAUAAAGGGUCAUACAUGUGUGACAAAUGUGGCCAAUUGUUCACACAAGAAAAGGGCUUGAAGGAGCAUGACCAAAGAAUUCAUAGUGGAGAAAAAUUUGAUGAAAGAGAUUAUAUAGCAGACAAUUCUGAAUCCGAAGUUGAGAAAAAUAGAAGUGAGGCCAUGCCAGAAUCAUUGUCAGCUUCUGGUAAUCCUGAUUCAAAGUUGACCCCACCAGUAGAGGUUACACCACAGGAUUGCUUUGCCUGCCAAUAUUGUACAGUGGCUUUUACUCAACUUUCCUAUUUGAAAAGACACUUGAAAUACAAGCAUGGUGGAGAAAUCCUUGCCACUAGAGAUGAUCAUUCCAUUAGUAUCACAAGCGAGCAUUCUUUACAGUCGUCCAACUUAAAUCAACUCAAUAUAAUCCAUAUUGAAGCAUUGCCUCACAAAUCCUUCACAAAAGAGAGUUCCCUGAAGAAGCACAACGAUAUAAUGCAUAGUGGAGAAAAAUUUGAUGAAAGAGGUUUCAUGGCAGAGAAUUCUGACUCUAACCUUCAGGAACAGAGAAGUGAAACCAUGUCAGAAUCAUCGCCAUUUUCUGGUGGCCCUGAUUUGACCUCAGCAAAACCCACUACACCACAGGGUAGAGAUUGUUGUUUUUAA